CGCCCCCCCCGCGCGCUGCCUCCCUCGCGCGCCCUCGCUCAGCCAUUUUAAACGGCGCGAGGCGGCGCCGGUGACGGACGAGGGGGAUUCGCGUCGCUGCCGCUCGGAGAGCCGCUCGACCCGCCGGGGACGCCUUUUCUCUUCCCGCCUAGAAACAAACAGUGACGGUUUCUCCAACUUUGGCGUGGAUUGAAUUUGUUUAGAAGACCCGUGUUCUCUCGGAAGUAAUCCAAUGAUCUUCAAAUAAUUUGCUGGUGCUGUUGCCGAUUGUUGCUGAUCGUUUCUAACCUUUUAGUGAUUCUUCUAAACUUCAACCACCUAAAGCCUUCGUUUCUGCUUUUGCCUGCUGCUGCUUCUGCUGCUGCUUCCUUCUUGAGAGAAAAAAAAAAAAACUUAAGAAACUUGGAUUCUCCAAAAGGACAGGUGACAGAUUUUUUUUUUUUUUUAAAAAAAGAAAGCUGUCCAUUAUGAAUCUUAAACAAAAACUCUGGACCCUUGUAUGGUUCCCCCUGUAUUUUUUGAUCAAUGUGUACAGUGCGCUCGUAUUCAUACCCUGGUAUUUUCUUACAAACGUGAAGAAGAAAAAAACUAUGGCGAAACGCUUAAAAGCUAAGGCCGUCUCCGACAGUCCUGGAAGUCCGUAUCGGUCCAUUUCACAUAUGGAGUCGCUAGCCAGUAUAGACUUUCCUGGAGCGGACACACUGGACAAACUGUUUGACCUUGCCGUGACCAAGUUUGGGAAGAAAGACUGUCUUGGAACAAGAGAAGUCCUGAGCGAAGAGAACGAAAUGCAGCCAAACGGAAAAGUAUUUAAAAAGUUAAUCCUAGGAAACUAUAGAUGGCUGAACUACGAAGAGACCAGCCGGAAGGUGAAGCGCUUUGGGAGCGGGUUAGUGGCGCUGGGAUUGCAGCCCAAGAGCACCGUGGCCGUAUUCUGUGAGACUCGAGCUGAAUGGUUUAUUGCCGCCCAGUCUUGCUUCCGGUACAACUUCCCUCUCGUUACAUUGUACGCAACCCUUGGAGAAGAGGCAGUAACCUAUGGAUUAAAUGAAUCUGAAGCAACGUUUUUAAUCACCAGCUUAGAUCUUUUGGAAGGCAAACUAAAGAAUGUACUGUCAAAAAUCCCCUGCCUCAAAUACAUCAUUUACGUGGAUAAUAAGACCAUCAAUAAAUCAGACUAUCCUAAGGGGCUGGAGAUUCAUAACAUGCAAGCAGUGGAAGAACUUGGAGCCAAGCCAGAAAACUUCAGCAUCCCUCCCUGCCGCCCUGCUCCUACAGACAUGGCCCUAGUCAUGUAUACCAGUGGUUCCACAGGGAGGCCCAAAGGGGUCAUGAUGGUCCAUAAAAACUUGAUAGCUGGAAUGACUGGACAGUGUGAGCGAAUACCUGGCCUGGGACCCAACGACACGUAUAUUGGCUACUUGCCUUUAGCUCAUGUAUUAGAACUGACGGCAGAAAUUUCCUGUAUUACCUACGGCUGCAGGAUUGGCUAUUCCUCUCCACUCACCCUGUCAGACCAGUCAAGCAAAAUUAAAAAGGGAAGCAAAGGAGACUGCACUGUUCUGAAGCCCACUUUGAUGGCAGCUGUGCCAGAAAUCAUGGAUCGAAUUUAUAAGAACGUUAUGAGUAAAGUCCAGGAGAUGAACUAUUUCCAGAAAACUUUGUUCAAGAUAGGGUAUGACUACAAAUUGGAACAAAUCAAAAGAGGUUACGAUGCACCUCUGUGUAACUUACUGCUGUUUAAAAAAGUGAAGGCCCUGUUGGGAGGGAACGUACGUAUGAUGCUUUCUGGAGGAGCCCCUCUCUCACCUCAAACACAGAGAUUCAUGAACAUCUGCUUCUGCUGCCCUGUUGGCCAAGGCUACGGCCUGACGGAAACCUGUGGCGCAGGCACCAUUACUGAAGUAACUGACUACAGUACCGGGAGAGUAGGGGCUCCUCUUAUCUGCUGCGAGAUUAAACUCAGGGACUGGAAAGAAGGAGGCUACACAACAAGAGACUUACCACACCCUAGGGGGGAGAUUAUAAUUGGAGGGCCCAAUGUCUCCAUGGGGUACUUCAGAAAUGAUGAGAAAACAGCUGAAGAUUUCAUUGUCGAUAACAAUGGCCAGAGGUGGUUCUGUACUGGAGACAUUGGAGAAUUUCAUUCUGACGGGUGCCUGCAAAUCAUAGAUCGUAAAAAAGACUUGGUGAAGUUGCAAGCCGGAGAGUACGUCUCUCUUGGCAAAGUGGAGGCAGCCUUGAAAAACUGUCCCCUGAUUGACAAUAUUUGUGCAUAUGCGAAAAGCAACCAGUCUUAUGUUAUCAGUUUUGUGGUUCCCAAUCAGAAGAAACUAACGGCACUUGCUGAACAGAGGGGUAUGUCUGACAGCUGGAUCAACAUCUGUAACAAUCCUGUCAUGGAAUCAGAAGUUCUGAAAGAGAUUAAAGACACGGCUAACAAAAUGAAGCUGGAAAGAUUUGAAGUGCCCAUCAAAGUGCGUCUGAGUCCAGACCCCUGGACUCCCGAGACAGGCUUAGUCACCGAUGCUUUCAAACUGAAAAGGAAGGAGCUGAAGAACCAUUACCUCAAUGACAUCGAGCGGAUGUACGGAGGGAAAUAAAAACCUCCCUGCGUCAGAAAGCGUGCGUCGUUUCUUCUGGAGAUGAGCGGUUGUAUUUCCAAACGGAAGCGGCAUUUCCUACAACAGUUGAACAUUUACUCCCGGUUACCCAGAAGGAACGGCUGCGCUGGCUUUCUGCCUUGCAGUUUUCCAAGAUGCUGUCAAAAAAGACUGACCCCACUGCCAGGGUUUCAUUAGAACAUUUCCAGUUCCAAAAUGGCUGUGUUCGUAUGGAACUCCCUCCCUGGAUAAACUAAUAUUUUUAUCUUUCUAUUCCGGCUUCUUCUCCGAUUCGGAAGCAGUUCGAUCAUCUGGGCUGAGUCCGGGGUGAUGUAUUCGAAACGGAUGAAAACUAGCUGGCUGAGAAGGCAACACAAAAGAGGUGUUGUUAACGGUUGGGCACAGCCGAGCCUCUCCAGAACGCUGCUCCGGAAAUGGCUCUCUCAGGUCCUUUGCGAAAUGGCUCGUUUGAAGGCGAUUGUCGUUGGUGGCACAGAAAAGAUGAGGCGAGACUUCUCUUGUGAAAACGGUACUCUCACCCAGCCGUAAACUGACAUUCCAACGCCACAAAUGACGCCCGAUGGGGUUCUUGCACCACGGGCCAAGUUGUUCCUUCCCUUUCCGCAGUUCAGUGCUCAGCGGCACCAUCCCGCCCCCGUCUCUGCCAUGAAAUUAUUCCUGCAUUUUCUGAUUUUUGUUUUUUUUUUUAUUGCUCAUUCCACAAAAAGGCGCCGUUGGCCGUAGUUUCCACUGCUCAAGGGGACACCCCUGGUACUUGUAAAAGUCACAUUUGCUGCUGCAUUGAAAAAAAGAAGGGAAAAAAUUCCUGCUUUCACUGCCACUUGGUGAGCCCAGAUGGAUUUUCUUCAUAUUUAUUUAUCUUUUUUCUCUCUCAAAUUGUUGUGUUCCACAAGGAAAGAGGAAAGAGAUGGCUGGUAGUAUGAAAUGUUUAGAGUGCCAAAGAAAGAAAGAAAGAAAGAAAGAAAGAAAGAAAGAAAGAAAGAAAGAAAGAAAGAAAAAAAUUAUCCUCACGGCUGAGCAGAGGUAAAUUAAGACAUUCCAAUCAAAACAUUUCAAGCUGUCUUUUGUAAGAAGACAAGCAGAUGAUUUUGGCCAUGUCUGGCAUCAGUUUGGCUUGUACGAAGAAUGCCGGCAUUACUGUCAACGAUUAUGCCGGCCUCUUUUGCGAUCAUUUAUCUAUUUGCACUUACUACCUUUAAAAAAAAAAAAAAUACAUCGGUGGAACAAAACAAGUCCCGUGGCUAGUCUACAUCCUGUCUGCUUUUGCAGAGUGUGUCCUGCUUUUUGGGAUAUAUGCGCCGCUUCCUCUAAGCACACCCACACCACAGAUAAAAUAUUUGGUUAUUGUUGGUUGUUGUUUUUUUUAUUUUAAAAGGGCAUUUUAAUUUAUGUUUUGACUCUAUCACAUAAAACAAAAUCUUAAAACGAAUUUCUCUUCUAUGCGAGUGAUGGACGUGGCCUCGGGAAUGUUGUGUUUUAAAGUGCUUGCAAAGGGAAAACUUUCUGUCUGCUAUUUUUUAUUUAAAAACUGGAAAUUCUCGAUGUACAGAGAGUGGGAGGGAGCAGCAGUCUCCUCUGCAUUGGUGUGUGCAUUAUUCCACAGUUUGUCUUUUGUGCACUGGGCUUCUCUAUUCCUACUAGUAGUUCACACUUGAAACAAAAAAACCGAGAAGAACGUGGCAAUGAUGGGAUGCUGUUCUCCUGUGCACUUUUGAUCCGUUUCUGUAUGUGGCUUCCAUUUUUGUACAGAUGUGGCUCUCGGUUGCAUUGUGUUAACCUUUUGGUGGCUCCAAAGUAUUUAUAAAAUAGAUUUUCUUUUAUUCAUUAUAUUUUAAUGUGUAUAUUAUGGUUAAAAAAAAAAAGAAAAAUAAUUGGAUAUUGUUUGGAGAGUGAAGGAGUUUUGUAUAUGAUGUCCAAUACACAACGAUUUUAAAGCA
Messenger RNA from Crotalus tigris (Tiger rattlesnake), 4561 nucleotides. It is a transcript of the gene ACSL4, whose product is annotated as acyl-CoA synthetase long chain family member 4. The transcript is spliced from 16 exons. The coding region runs from base 468 to 2603 and encodes 711 amino acids. Gene Ontology annotation, biological process: long-chain fatty acid metabolic process; neuron differentiation; long-chain fatty-acyl-CoA metabolic process. Gene Ontology annotation, molecular function: arachidonate-CoA ligase activity. Gene Ontology annotation, cellular component: plasma membrane; lipid droplet; endoplasmic reticulum. The record is from RefSeq and is a predicted model, not a curated record. Lineage: Eukaryota; Metazoa; Chordata; Lepidosauria; Squamata; Viperidae.